GUGUGCGGGUGGUGGUAUUUUUUUCCUUUUCUUGGUUACGACCCUCCAGGGUUGUAAUCUUGUAAUUUUUUCCUGCUCUAUCAAUAGAACUUCGCGUUGAUGCAUGUGUAAUCCUGUCAUAUUUGGUCCUUGGACUCUCCCUGUCAAAUUGAUGAGGGAUGGCAUUAGGAAGAAGCCAAAUGACAAUUAAGCACAAACCUGAAAGAUAAUUAAUUUCGUACUGUGCAAGUGGCAGCCUCGAGUCUGGUAGUAUUCCUCGCAGGAAGCUGGAUGGUAGUUCAAUCACGAAACGAUCAAGCCUUCCAUUCCCCGAUUAAAGCCUGGAGGUUUCAGGUUUUUUGUGCUACGAAGCCUGCAGGGUUGGUUCGGCUCUUCCUCAAGCUGAGCGGACAACCGGCCGUUCUCGUCAGCUCCAUGGCGGAAGGCGGCGACACUUGCCGCCGCAGUUUUGACGACUGAUGCCCGCGAGCGCCGACGCCACAUCACCUCGACGAUUGCCGCAGUUUGGCCUCCUACCACCUCGAUUGAAGUCAUCGUUGCAGCCACCGCCAUGGCCGUCGGCUCAUGCCAUCUCCCACGUCCGUUUCCAAUAUAUUCACCAAGCAUCGUCAAACAAAGGACUCUGGACGUUUGUCUUGAAACGCAAACCACAUCAACCGUUGUUUAAUGGAAACGGGCAACACCAGAUCUGGCGUGUGGUAGCGUGCGCUGCAGGCGUGUGGUUUUCCUUUUGUAACUUGUUAACCGGUCUCUGUUGCCGUACGUCACCACUUGGGAGGGCACGUUGGCCCUUAGCACUUAACAAUAUGUAUUUCUGAAAUUGUAAGGCUAGUUGCCAUGAGAGAUUACUGUUGGACCGCGACGACUGUCGAUCUGGGUCAAGGACUGGUAGGUGGUACAUGCUAAUGCUAGUAGCUAAUAAGCUGCUGCUGCACACACACUGUCACACAGUCACAGUACAUAGAGAGGCCUGGCGACGGCCUGUUGAGUUGAGUCCGGGUUCCAUGAACAAUAAACAGCCCAAUCAAAUGGAGAGUUCUGCCAUGAACUCUAGCUGGGUGGUAGAGAUCGAGAGGUACAUCAGCGGUGACGCCGGCGGCGUCACAUCUGAAGCGAUGGCGCGAGGAUCAAAGUCACAUCACUCCAUCUACCGGGUGCCGGAGUACAUCAAGAACAUGACAAACCCCAACGCCUACAGGCCACAGGUAGUAUCGCUGGGACCUUUCCACCACGGUGAUCCUGCCCUGCUGCAGAUGGAGAAGCACAAGUGGCGUGCAGUGGCACACUUAGUCAAGCGGAGUGGGAAGCCUCUACAGGAGUUCAUCGUUGCCGUUGAGGAGAUAAAGGUGCAGCUUCAAGAGGCGUACGAAAAUUUAGAAGACAUAUGGUACCAAGAUACACUCUUCGUAGAGAUGAUGCUCAAGGAUGGCUGCUUCUUGCUUGAGAUGGCGAGGGUGUUUGAGCUACGUGGGAAAGUCGAAGACUAUGAACCCGAUGACCCUGCGGAUCAUAUAAGGUGCGCCUGUGAAAAUAAUUUUCGCAGGCGCCGCUUAAGUGACCCCAACGUUGAGAAAAAUGUUUUUUCUAGUAGUGUCUUUAGCAAGCAUGGCUGUUUAUACUUGUUUUCCGGUAUCAAAUCCGACGUGGUCUUGAUGGAGAACCAGCUACCCCUUAUCCUUCUCCGCAGACUUAUCAAUGUUGCAUAUGGCCACGAAUGUUUGGUACGUAUUCAUGAGCUCGAGGACGCCACUAGAGAGGACGAUGAAUCGAUAAACAAUUUGAUGAUCUGUUGUCUUUGCUAUGCUGUCACGUAUACUGUGCUAGUUGAUAAUGAUCCUCUGUGCCUCGUGGAAGAUGAUAAUCCCCUGUGCCUCCAUCCCCUCCAUGCUCUCCAGAAAGGCACCAGUGGUGCCCGUCGGCACCGCCGAGGGUUGGCCACAAAUUUUGUCAUGCCUUGUGCGGCAGAACUCCACGAGGCAGGAAUUCAUUUCAAGUUGAGUGAUAGAAAGGGAUUUGUAGGGGGGGUCAGCUUUGAAGGAGGUGUACUCAGUAUUCCUCGGGUCCUCUUCUGGGACAAUGCCGAGCGCGUGUUUCUCAACCUGAUGGCAUUUGAGCGGCUGCACCCAGGCGCCGGAAAUGAAGUCAUGGCAUUUGUCUACUUUAUGGAUAAUCUCAUUGACACUGCUAAGGAUGUGGCACUGCUGAGGUCCAAAGGGAUCAUCACGAGCGGUCUGGGCAGCGACGAGGCCGUAGCAAAGCUGAUAAACAAGAUCCUAACCAAAGGAGCUGUGAUGAGCCCAGACAGCAGUAUACGUGAUGUGCUACGGGAGAUAAACGCGCACUGCAAGAAGCCGUGGAACAAGUGGCGAGCGACCCUUAUGCAUACGUACUUCAGCAAUCCAUGGGUAUUCAUCUCGCUCUUGGCGGCCAUCAUACUGCUUCUCGCCACUCUUAUGCAGACCAUCUACACCGUCGUGCCUUUCUACAAUAAAUAAUCCCUAGGUCUGCUGCCGCAUCUAUACUUUAUACAUGAUCGUCUUGCACCGGCCGUAAAGUGUUGUAUCAUGUAUAUGUUAAUUUGUUCUCUGAAUCAUUAUGGGUGUGUGAUCAUCUGAACUUUGGUACCCCUGGACUCUUAUCUGUUACUGUUUGUUUGUUGUCAAAUUUC
This is a messenger RNA of Oryza sativa Japonica Group (Japanese rice), 2668 nucleotides long. Lineage: Eukaryota; Viridiplantae; Streptophyta; Magnoliopsida; Poales; Poaceae. The record is from RefSeq and is a predicted model, not a curated record.